Molecule: messenger RNA, 1723 nt
Organism: Uranotaenia lowii
Lineage: Eukaryota; Metazoa; Arthropoda; Insecta; Diptera; Culicidae
Product: phenoloxidase-activating factor 2-like
Exons: 6
Coding region: 152-1684 (510 amino acids)
Biological process (GO): proteolysis
Molecular function (GO): serine-type endopeptidase activity
Source: RefSeq, a predicted model, not a curated record
UUUGUGCAAACCGUUUGUUUUUGGUGAGACAGCCUUAUUGGUCUUGUCGUUCGUUCCGUGUUUUUGAAGUUCCGUUAUUGUCAAGUGAUUCGGAUUGGCUCAAGUGGUGAUUCCGGUUUAGCUGGUGUCAUCUUCCCAGGAUCAACGAAGAAUGAUCACCCUACGGGUUGGCUUACUGGUGGCCCUGAGCCUGACGGCGACCCGUUGCGCGGACGAGGUUAUCUCAUGUCCUGGAGGAGAAUGCGUCAAGCUUCAUCUUUGUCGCGACGGAGAAAUUGUGACAGAUGGUUCUAAUUUGAUUGAUAUCCGAUUCAAUGAAGAUGAUCCAUGCGAACAUUAUCUCCUGAAAUGCUGCGCAGUCCCCAUUGAUGAAAUAACCGAACCCUUGUCCACUGGUUCAACAGGUCAAACCGGUGGACCGACGUCGGGAGAUCUUCACAAGGGAAACGAAAACGGAAAGGAGAACGGGAACGAUAACGGCAACGAUAACGGCAACGAUGACGAUGAUAUUGCGGAACCACCACCAUCUGGUGGUCAGGGAAACCAUGGAGGGCAAGGAACUCAUGGAGGUACUGGUGGUGCAGGAGGUUCUGAUGGAUCCAGUGGUGGCGGUGGUUCUCAUGGCGGGGGCCCUGGAACUGGAGGUUCUGGAGGUUCAUCUGGUUCGGGAACUCAAGGAGGUAAUACAGGAACUGGCGGUCCCGGUGGAUUCCCAGGUAGCGGAGAAUCUGAUGGACAUGGUGGUGAUGUUAAACCUAAUGGUCCAGACUACGGUGCAGGUGGUUCUCAUUCGGGUGGUGGAGGUCACGGUGUUACACAAAGCCCGCUACAUCCACCGAGGGAAAACGUAGGAUGUGGAGUUCGGAAUGCGGACGGUGUUGGUUUUCGCAUCACUGGCAAUUCUGAUGGAGAAUCCGAGUACGGCGAGUUCCCUUGGAUGGUAGCGAUUUUGAAGGAAGAAAAGGCCCUGGAUCAAGUCAUCAAUGUAUAUCAAUGUGGAGGGUCCUUGAUUCAUCCCAAAGUUAUUCUAACAGCAGCCCACUGUGUUCAGAACAAACAACCUCAUGAGAUCAAAGUUAGGUUGGGUGAAUGGGAUACACAAACUACCAAUGAAAUUUACGACCAUCAGGACCGGAAUGUUACAGAGAUUAUUGUUCAUGACCAAUUCUAUAAAGGUGGAUUGUUCAACGAUGUUGCUUUGCUAAUAUUGGAUCAUCCAGCGGAACUAAUUGACACCGUCAACACUGUAUGUUUACCACCACAAGAUAAAAACUUCGACAUGAAACGUUGCUUUGCUUCCGGCUGGGGCAAAGACACUUUCGGAAAGGAAGGGAAAUAUCAGGUUAUUCUAAAGAAAAUUGAACUCCCUGUUAUGCCAUUCAACGACUGCCAGAGUGCGUUACGAACCACUAGACUAGGCAAACGAUUCGUACUGAACAAAAGCUUCAUUUGUGCGGGUGGUGAACCGGGUAGGGAUACCUGCAAGGGUGAUGGCGGAUCUCCGUUGGUCUGUCCGAUCGAGAAUACGAACCGUUAUUAUCAGGCAGGAAUUGUCGCUUGGGGCAUCGGAUGCGGUGAAAUGGGCAUUCCUGGAGUCUAUGUGAACGUGGCUGGAUUCAGGAACUGGAUCGAUCAGCAUCUAACUACUCGUGGUAUUAAGCACGACUAUUACAUUCAUGUGUGAGACUGAGAGAUGAUAUUUUAAUAAAUAUGUGAAAACUUU